UCGCGCAAACAACGCAGCCAGGCAGGGCAGACGCGGAAGCAAAACCCAAGAUCCAAGCAAGAUCCCGCUUCACGCCUUGCCGCAUCACACUUCCCACAUUCCGAGCCAAGAGCGCAACCACAACAGGAUCCUCGGCCAGUCCUUCUUCAUUAUUAUCCUCUUCUGUCAGUUGCUUGCUACCUUCUACCAGACGAAUCGAAUCUAAAGAUGGCGGACGACGACAAGUUUGCCUUCAAGGAUCCCGCGAGUCUUAUCGUGAAGGAGGAGAAGAAGGAAUGGCGAGCUCAGGCGUUCCAAGGGGUGUCGCCGUUCGAUUUUGCCAUGAAACAAAAGCUGGAAAAGAAGGAGAGGGCGGAGAGAGAGCGAAAGGCUAAGGCGGACAUCUGGAACUACAAGAGUGCGGAUCAAGGUCUCGAGGCGGCGCAACGCAAGGAACAGUUUGAGCGUGAAAAGGCGGAAAAGGAAACCCGAAAGGAAACCAAGACAAAUUUGAAGGAUGUCCAGGCAUCCCAAACCAAGGAAGAACUCGAGCGAGAGGCUCAGUUCAAGCGUGAACAAGACGAGAAAGCUACUCGAACAACCACCAAAGCGAACAUGAAGGAUGUCUUUGUCGCUGAAACUGCCGAGACUAUUUCUCGUAAGGAACAAUUUGACCGUGAAGUUAGCAGCAAACAGGAAGCUCGGGAUACCAUCAACAAGCUCAAGGAUGUUACCAUCACCGAGACGACGGAAGGCAUGAUCAGGAAGGAACAAUUCGACCGAGACCAGAAUUCCAAGGCAGUUUCGCGAAACCAAAAGAACGAAAACGCCAACUUCGAUAUGGCCAAGUCUCUUUUCGGAAGCGGUGGCGGUGUCCCAUCGGAUGACGAAGAAGAGGAAUAAGUCAAGUUAUCUCCCCCAUUUGCUACCGGUAGAACGGGUACUAGCAGGUUCAUGGAAACCAAGGCAAUAAAUUUGGUCGCUGUCUUUUGCUGCGUUGCUCGGUAAUGGAAGUUAAAAUCUGAAUAGUAGGAACCAUACUGGAAAUUUGUUC
Seminavis robusta is the source of this 1033-nucleotide messenger RNA. The record is from the annotation of a GenBank genome assembly. NCBI's taxonomy places the organism in Eukaryota, Bacillariophyta, Bacillariophyceae, Naviculales, Naviculaceae.